Messenger RNA from Anoplophora glabripennis (Asian longhorned beetle), 569 nucleotides. Its product is annotated as dolichol-phosphate mannosyltransferase subunit 1-like. The record is from RefSeq and is a predicted model, not a curated record. Gene Ontology annotation, cellular component: endoplasmic reticulum membrane. NCBI's taxonomy places the organism in Eukaryota, Metazoa, Arthropoda, Insecta, Coleoptera, Cerambycidae. Gene Ontology annotation, biological process: GPI anchor biosynthetic process; protein O-linked glycosylation via mannose. Gene Ontology annotation, molecular function: dolichyl-phosphate beta-D-mannosyltransferase activity.
CCUAAAUUUAUAAGGCAGUUUAUUGAAAAACAAAAUAUGGAAGACUUUGAUGUUGUUUCUGGAUCUCGUUAUAUUGGUUCAGGUGGAGUUUUUGGAUGGGAUCUAAAAAGAAAAUUUAUAUCCAGAGCCGCAAAUUUUGUAACUCAAAUCUUAUUACGACCUAGUGCAACUGACCUGACAGGAUCUUUUCGAUUAUAUAAAAAAGAUAUUUUAGAAAAUCUUGUAGAAAACUGUGUUUCUAAAGGUUAUGUAUUUCAAAUGGAGAUAAUUGUUAGGGCCAGGCAAUUAAAAUAUAGCAUUGGUGAAGUACCAAUUACAUUUGUGGAUAGAGUUUAUGGAGAAUCAAAACUUGGCAGUUCAGAAAUUAUGCAAUUUGCCAAAUCUUUAGUAUAUUUAUUUGGUACAACAUAAUUUUCAUACUUAUGUCAUAAAUAGUUUCUUUUUCUUUAAUGUGUAAGAAAUCUAAAGAAUUUUUAAGUUUGUGAGUUAUUUAUAUGAAUCGGCAUUAAUGGAUUACUAUAUUUUUUUUCAUUUAAGAUAUGAUUUUAAUGUUUGUUAUCUUAAGUUAA